AUGCGAUUCCCGACAACACCUGAAGAUCGUAAAAAUGUACUUGGCUAUGACAAGAAGAGACUGAGUGAGACGUGGAAGGUACUGAAAGUUAUACUCUGCUGGAAUGUUUUGUUAAAAGCUUCCAACUAGGAUUUUCUUGUAGCUUACACAUUGGUGAAGAAGAUUAUUUAUUAUAUAAACAUAAGUGUUACAGUAUAUAGAGUUUUUGGCCACUGAGAAAAAUCGUAUUUAAACACACGUAAAAAAUACGAUAUUUUUGCGUGUGAAAAUAUCAUUUGUUGUAAAACGCAUUGCCACGGACGUUUUAUUGUUUUUCACCGAAUUUUGUUUAUAUAAUAAACAGAAAAAUACAUGGGUGCUUGGAAAUACCAGAUUUAUUUCUCGUGUGGAACAUGGUAUUUCCACGCAACCAUAUAUUAUUCUCUAUAUAUAAUUUGGCAACUCUGACUUUGACUGCUGAAAAUUUGAGAGAAUUAUAAAAUUUUGUGUAAUGAAUACUGUCUUGCAACUGUCGUCCAGAUAGAACUCGAAUCUGACUCGACGACGCUGUUGUAACUGUUGUGAACUGUUGCCAGUGUGUCGUAACAAGACUUUUGCGAAAAAUUCCAGGAAUCGAACCUACGGCCCUGUGAUCCCGCUGCAACGCUCUAACCAACUGAGCUACAGAGGCCAGUUGUCCCUUUUCACAUGGCAACCUUUUAAAAAUUUUGAAACGGAUUUUUUCAGGGAAUGGAGGAAUUGGUACAUAAAGGGUUUUGUAAGGCAAUUGGGGUUUCAAAUUUAACAUCAACCAAAAUUGCAGCGCUUCUGGAAACAGCCGAGAUUGUUCCUGCCACUAAUCAAGGUGAUGACUUGAUCUGGAUCAAUAAGACUAAAGAGAUUAUCCUUACUGGACUUCUAGGAAGAACAGUUUAGAACUGAUAGAGCUAUCCAGUAUAAAUAAAGUUAGUUUAGUUUAGGUUUCCUCCUGUUGUAACGCUGGAUCAAUAUAUAAGAGAUGAUCCUUACUGGACCCUCUAGGAAGAACAGUUUAGAACUGAUAGAGCUAUCCAGUAUAAAUAAAGUUAGUUUAGUUUAGGUUUCCUCCUGUAGUAACACUGGAUCAAUAAGAGAUGAUCUUUACUGGAACUCUAGGAAGAACAGUUUAGAACUGAUAGAGCUAUCCAGUAUAAAUAAAGUUUGUUUAGUUUAGGUUUCCUCCUGUAGUAACACUGGAUCAAUAAGAGAUGAUCCUUACCGGAACUCUAUUCUGGGAAGAACAGUUUAUAAUUGAUAGAGAUAUCCAGUAUAAAUAAAAUUAGUUUAGUUUAGGUUUACUUCUGUAGUAACACUGGAUCAAUAAGAGAUGAUCCUUACUGGAACUCUAGUCUGGGAAGAACAGUUUAGAGUUGAUAGAGCUAUCCAGUAUAAAUAAAGUUAGUUUAGUUUAGGUUUCCUCCUGUAGAAACACUGGAUCAAUAAGAGAGUAUCCUUACUGGACCUCUAGGGAGAACAGUUUAGAACUGAUAAAGCCAUCCAGUAUAAAUAAAGUUAGUUUAGUUUAGGUUUCAUUCGGUAGUAACACUGGAUCAAUAAGAGAUGAUUCCUACUGGACCUCUAGGAAGAACAUGCAGUUCAGAACUAAUAGAUUUAUUCUUCGUGUUAUCUACCUUCAACGUUAAUUUGUUUGUGUUUUUUCUUUAGUUGAACUUCACCCAUUCUUGCCUCAGCCUGGACUAAAGAAAUUCUGCGAGGAGAAAGGUUUGUUAAUGGUGUUUACAUAAUCCUGGGUGUUUGAUAAUCAACUUUCAUUCUGUUUAAAUAAUCAGAUUUUUUAAAAUCAAUAUAAAUUUUCUCUAAUUCAUACAGGAAUUCUCAUUACGGCGUAUUCUUCCUUGGGAUCUCCUGACCGCCCUGGCAGUGGCGAAGCUGAUCCUGUCCUCAUGGAUGAACCUCUGGUCAAAGAAAUUGCGGCAAAACGCAAUUGCAGUCCAGCACAGGUUUGUUUAAAAUUUCUCAAACGUGGUGGUCCAGUGUAGGUAGUAUUCUACAAUAAGCUGUCGUGGUUUGUGUCUGAACUACCUGAAAAAGAUAUCUCAAACGUGGUGGUCCAGUGUGGGUAGUAUUCUACAAUAAGCUGUCGUGGUUUGUGUCUGAACUACCUGAAAAAGAUAUCUCAAACAUGGUGGUCCAGUGUAGGUAGUAUUCUACAAUUAGCUGUCGUGGUUUGUGUCUGAACUACCUGAAAAAGAUAUCUCAAACGUGGUGGUCCAGUGUAGGUAGUAUUCUACAAUAAGCUGUCGUGGUUUGUGUCUGAACUACCUGAAAAGAUAUCUCAAACGUGGUGGUCCAGUGUAGGUAGUAUUCUACAAUAAGCUGCCGUGGUUUGUGUCUGAACUACCUGAAAAAGAUAUCUCAAACGUGGUGGUCCAGUGUAGGCAGUAUUCUACAAUAAGCUGUCGUGGUUUGUGUCUGAACUACCUGAAAAAGAUAUCUCAAACGUGGUGGUCCAGUGUAGGCAGUAUUCUACAAUAAGUUGCCGUGGUUUGUGUCUGAACUACCUGAAAAAGAUAUCUCAAACGUGGUGGUCCAGUGUAGGUAGUAUUCUACAAUAAGUUGCCGUGGUUUGUGUCUGAACUACCUGAAAAAGAUAUUUCAAACGUGGUGGUCCAGUGUAGGUAGUAUUCUACAAUAAGCUGCCGUGGUUUGUGUCUGAACUACCUGAAAAAGAUAUUUCAAACGUGGUGGUCCAGUGUAGGUAGUAUUCUACAAUAAGCUGUGGUGGUUCGUGUCUGAACUACCUGAAAAAGAUAUCUCAAACGUGGUGGUCCAGUGUAGGUAGUAUUCUACAAUAAGCUGUCGUGGUUUGUGUCUGAACUACCUGAAAAAGAUAUCUCAAACGUGGUGGUCCAGUGUAGGUAGUAUUCAACAAUAAGUUGCCGUGGUUUGUGUCUGAACUACCUGAAAAAGAUAUCUCAAACGUGGUGGUCCAGUGUAGGCAGUAUUCUACAAUAAGUUGCCGUGGUUUGUGUCUGAACUACCUGAAAAGGAUAUCUCAAACGUGGUGGUCCAGUGUAGGUAGUAUUCUACAAUAAGUUGCCGUGGUUUGUGUCUGAACUACCUGAAAAAGAUAUCUCAAACGUGGUGGUCCAGUGUAGGUAGUAUUCAACAAUAAGCUGCCGUGGUUUGUGUCUGAACUACCUGAAAAAGAUAUCUCAAACGUGGUGGUCCAGUGUAGGUAGUAUUCUACAAUAAGCUGUCGUGGUUUGUGUCUGAACUACCUGAAAAAGAUAUCCCAAACGUGGUGGUCCAGUGUAGGCAGUAUUCUACAAUAAGCUGCCGUGGUUUCUGUCUGAAAUAGUACUAUUUGAAAAAGAUAUCUCAAACGUGGUGUUUCAGUGUGGGUAGUAUUCUACAACAAGCUACCCGUAGUUAGUGUCUGAACUGCCUGAAAAAAAUCCGACACUUCGAAUGACAUGAAAAUUCUUCAUCGUAAACCUGGGUCUAAAACGUUUCUCCAGAGUUCUAUAUACUGUCAUUACCUACAGUGAUCCUGGGCACGAGAAUGUACGAUCCUCUGUAAUACUGGGUAAAAAGAUCAGUGGUGUUCAUAAAUCAUAAUGAACGAUUCCAAUCCUUGGAUCCAGGUCCCCUACAGAGAUGGUUUGAAUCUACCUGUCAAUUCCUGUCAAUAAUGUUUAGGUGUUAACUGGUGCUCAUGUAAAGAUCAGUGCUAUAUUUAAUUACCGUCAAUCAUAAGUUUGAAAAGUUUUCUUGAAGAAAAUGUGAAAUUGCUUUGGAAAAUGGUACUAAGUUAUUGCUAAUUUGAUGUGGACCCCUGUCUGUUCAAGUACAUUUUCACUUCAUAAAGUUACAAAGUGUCAAAGUAAAUGAGUAUAUGAUGUUAUCAUUUUAUUGUAUUUAAUUGUUUGUGCUAUUUGGCUUUGAUCGGUUAUGUUGAGUUCGGUUCAUCGUACUGGAUUACAUUCCAGUUUUAUUCUCAUCGAAUGCAUUUUAUCGGUGCAGGAUUUCAGUAAGAAGGACUUGAUGGUAGGCUUCAGAAAUGGUGAAACUUAUACAGGGUUCGUAGCGGUCUUUGAAAUCCUUGAAAGUCUUUAAAUUUGAAUGCAGGUCUUUAAGGUCUUUGAAAAGUCUUUGAAUUGUGUGAAAAAGCGAAGAAAGUCUUUAAAAGUCUUUAAAUUCUUUAGUGAGGAAUUGAUUAUAUGAUUUAUAAUGGUAAUAAAAUAUAGAUUGAUUGAAGCAAAGUUUUCGCAAAUAUCGACGAAAAGGUGCAUUUUAGGAUGUGAUUUGACCGGACUAAUUACCGGGUAAAAAUGGUGCUUACACUCGCAAUUUUUCGACAGCCGAUUGCUCUCAAAGGUCUUUGAAAAGUGUUUGAAAAUAGGCAGAAAAAAUCUUUUAAUUCUUUUGGUCUUGGAGACUACGAACCUGCUAAAGGAGCACGAGUAUUAAACUACGUUUCUUAAACCGGUUACAGCCGAGUAAGUUUUCAUACGACAAGUCAGUUUAUUUGUCAAUUGCAAAGAACUUGUCGUGUGAAAUAAGAUAUGACACUAACUUGUAUAAAAACUUGUCAUAGAAAACUUUCUCGUCUGUAACCGCGGUUUUAAAAUUUGGGGGCAUGAUUGGAGAUGAAAGCAUAUAGUUCAAUCUAAUAAUCCAUUUUAAGGCAAGCUCUUUACAUGGCGAUUGAAACUUUUGAAUGUUUUGGUUGAAUUUUAAUCAGGAUGACAAAAUUCUAUUUCAUACGUCAUCAUCAGGGUACUUUAACAGACUUUCUAGAAGAUUGGAGACAAAGUUUUCUCGAGCUAAUUUCCAGUCUUGACCUAUUGACGUUUCUUAAAAGUUCAGAAUUGAUCUCCUUUUACAGUUUUACUGUAACAGAGAUACGUACAGUACUGUUCUGAUUUGAAUAUGAACUCUAUAAAUACUGGUAUAAGUACUGGUGAUAUUGUCAAAUCGCCAGUAUUUAUACCAGUAAUUUAUAGAGUUCAUGCAAUAAAACUUGUCAUAUGGAAACUUAUCAUAGUAUUUAUGUUCCUCCAAAUAUGAGACUACUACAUUUAAUUGAAUAAUUUAACUGCAGGUUCAUUUGAGUGACCAUGCACUAUCUGCUGCACGAUUGUGAUUUAGUAAACUGAACCCAAUUCUGUAAAACCCAAUUCUUAGUAAAGCCUAAUUCUGAUACAUUCUGUAAUUGUAUUCAAUUCUGCUCUCUUCUAUUCCAGAUGUUAUCCAGAACGUGUUACGCUUUACUGCUCUUCAUUGUACUGCUAAUUAUUGAAGUCUCGUGCAAGAGAAAGGCAAAAUUCUUCGCUCGCGACCGUCCUGAUUUCAAGUACUGCAUGGAUAAUCGUUUAUUUCCGAAAUUCUUCAAAACAUUUUGUCCUGGAAAAGGAGAAAGAUGGCUGAAGUCCAGAGCGAAAGUGCAAAGUAAGGCAGAAGUGAAAGUAAUUUUAUUUAUUCUGGGCAGCUCUAUCAGUUUUAAACUGUUCUUCCUAGAGGUUCAGUAAGGAUCAUCUCUUACUGAUCCAGUGUUAUUACAGGAGAAAAUUAAACCUAAACUAAACUAACUUUAUUUAUACUGGAUAGCUCUAUCAGUUAUAUACUGUUUUCUCUAGAGGUUCAUCAAAGAUCAUCUCUUAUUGACCCAGUGUUAGUUACUAUAGGAGGAAACCUAAACUAAACUAACUUUAUUUAUACUGGAUGAAAUGAUUCUUGCUUGAUCAUCCAGGGAGAACGAUUUGGAAGUGAUAGAGCUACAGUAUACGGUGUAAAUAUGUUAGUUUAAUUUAGGUUUUCACUUGCAGUAACACUGUAUGAUCAAUAAAGGACGAUCCUUACUGGACCUCUACCAAGAAUUGUUUAGAACUGAUAGAGCUAUCCAGUAUAAAUAAAGUUAAUUUAGUUUAGGUUUCCUCCUGUAGUAACACUGGAUCAAUAAGAGAUGAACUUAUUGGACCUCUAGGGAGAACAGUUUAGAACUGAUAGAGCUAUCCAGUGUAGAUAAAGUUAGUUUAGUUUAGGUUUCCUCCUGUGGUAACACUGGAUCAAUACUGAAGAGAUGACUUUUACUGGACCUCUAGGGAGGACUGUUUAGAAAUUAUAGAAAUAUCUAGUACAAUUAAGUUAGGUUACUGUAAGUUUCCUCCUGUAGUAACACUGGAUCAAUAAGAGAUGAUCCUUACUGGACCACUAUAGGGAGAACAAUUUAAAACUCGUGAUAUCUAGUAAUUCUUCUCUCAAUCUUUAGAGCAACUUAUCAACCCUCUGAUGAAUCAAGACACAGCAAACAGUUUUGUUAAAAAGGUUGGAGUAACCAAAUCAGCUUCUUCAGACGACAUCUACGUGCGUGAGGACUUCUAUAACGCUUACAGGGAGGAGUGUUGCAGCAAGGGAUGCAGGUUGGAGGAAGCGUUGGAGUUUUGUAAUACAUUGACGUGA
Molecule: messenger RNA, 6444 nt
Organism: Paramuricea clavata
Lineage: Eukaryota; Metazoa; Cnidaria; Anthozoa; Malacalcyonacea; Plexauridae
Source: the annotation of a GenBank genome assembly